AACUUAUAGACUUGCUCCACUUCUUAAAUUAAAAAAAACCGAAAUCAACUACUAUACUAGUAUUUGUUUUUCUUCAUCCUCUUAAAAACAGAACAAUUUUUGCUGGCUUCGCACGAUUCCUCCCUUCCCACGUCUCACCGGAAAAACAGGUCGUCGUGCGCCGGUAACAGAGAGAUAACACAGUUUUCUACAGAGGAGAGAGAAAGCUUCAAAUUUUCAAUUCACAGUUUUCGAGGAAGGAGAGAGAAAAGCUUCAAUGUUGGCCCUCUUCGCAUGGCUGAUUUCCUUUUUUGUCAUCAUCGCCCUUCUUGUUGUCGUCGUUUACCAGCUUAUGUGCUUGGCAGAUCUAGAGUUUGAUUACAUCAACCCAUAUGACUCUGCUAUUCGGAUUAACCAAGUGGUCUUGCCAGAAUAUGUAAUACAAGCAGGACUUUCCCUCCUUUUUCUUUUGACAGGCCAUUGGAUUAUGGCACUUCUAUGUGCCCCGUAUCUCUACUACAAUGUCACAAGGUACAUGAACAACCAGCACCUGGUAGAUGUGACAGAGAUCUUCAAUUUACUAAAUUGGGAAAAGAAGAAGCGUCUCAUCAAACUUGGAUAUCUUUUGUUUAUCCUGUUUCUCUCAUUAUUUUGGAUGAUUUGGACGACAUUAGAAGAUGAUGAACAAUACUAGGCCGUGAUGAUUUACUGUCGUUUCUUUUGAAGUCUUGCAACACCAAGACUAAUUUGUGGGCUUGCUCCAGGACCGGCUUUUUCUGCAAGUGCUACUUGAUGAGGUGUUCUGGGUUUGGCCCCAAGUUCAUAGGCACCUAAUUUAUUAUUGUUCCAUGAAAUGGAUAUAUUGUGCCAUAAUGAUAAUUCCUUUUCUUUCAAUUUAAAUUGACUUCCAUUUUAUAUAGGUUUAUGCUUUGAAGAUGAAGCCUUCUCUCAUUUUUUUGUAUUUUCUAUUUCACUAACUUAUGAAUUGUUGGCUUCUCCUUAUUGCAGUAAUUAAUUUACUUGUUUGUGCAUUGA
Molecule: messenger RNA, 1014 nt
Organism: Beta vulgaris subsp. vulgaris (sugar beet)
Lineage: Eukaryota; Viridiplantae; Streptophyta; Magnoliopsida; Caryophyllales; Amaranthaceae
Product: protein cornichon homolog 1
Exons: 4
Coding region: 257-673 (138 amino acids)
Biological process (GO): vesicle-mediated transport
Source: RefSeq, a predicted model, not a curated record